AUGAAUUGCCCCCUUCUCGCGCGCCUGACAAGGGUGCUUUCACGGUUCCAUCGCAGUGGAACUGACUCGACGCGAGUCGUGUGUACGCUCAGGUCACGGGCGCGGACUCGAGGCGUUUAUGAAUGUCUCUCGCGCGCGACGAGUAUCGCCAUACUAUUUCUGACGCUGUCCGUAUCGUGUGGUACUUUUUCGAAAUCGUGGACGCGCGUCAUCCCUCGCGCGCGAAGGGAGUUACGUCGGAACUUUCUCAGAGACUGGAAACGAACUCUCGAAGACGGUCGAGACGGAGAAAAUUUCCACACGUCCAAAGAGUUUGAGGUACGUAUCAUUUCGUUGCGUCGGGGGCGCGAGCGAAGUCUCGAGUCCGCGCGUUCGCUCGACGAGCAAGGGAUAACGUGGUCGUAUCACGACGCCGUCGAUGGCCUGGACGAACUUGACGUGAAGUCGUUGAACAAGUACGCGGGUCGAAAGAAGCGCACGCGAGUCGACGCGACGCGUCACAUCCCUCGGUCGACGCUCGUACAACGCGCGUACGAUGACACGAAGCGUCCAUCGCAUGCGAUGAGACAAUCAUUACACGAACGAUUGCGUUUUGGAUGCUACUUAUCGCACGUGUCGUUAUGGCGUCGCGUGAUUCGCGCGGAAGCGCCGCUCGCGAUUGUUCUCGAAGACGACGCCGUGGUGUCGUCGAAAUUCGCGCGCGCGUUAGUGUCGAGACUUGACAAACUUCCGAUCGACUGGGACGUUUUAUUCUUGAAUGGGUGUUUCAAAAAGUUUGGACCUGCGCUCGCCGACGGGAUCCGGCAAUCUCGUGGAGGGCUGUGCACGUACUCGUACGUCAUCUCGGCGAAAGGCGCGUUCACGCUGAUGCGACGAGCUACUUUACGUAGUGAGAAACCCAUCGAUCACGUCUUGGACGGAGAAAUACUCGCCGGGAGAUUACUCGCGUUUCACGCCGAUCCACCUCUCGCGCGAACCGUACCGAAAACGAGCACGCUCGCCUACUGA
Ostreococcus tauri is the source of this 1008-nucleotide messenger RNA. Its product is annotated as Glycosyl transferase, family 25. NCBI's taxonomy places the organism in Eukaryota, Viridiplantae, Chlorophyta, Mamiellophyceae, Mamiellales, Bathycoccaceae. The transcript has a single exon. The coding region runs from base 1 to 1008 and encodes 335 amino acids. The record is from RefSeq and is a predicted model, not a curated record.